CUUUAAGAUAAAUUAGAUUUAGUUAUAGUUCUAACUAAAAUGGGAGCGAAACAAAGCAAAAUUGUUGCAGCUAUUGAUUUUGGGACUUCAUACUCAGGGUUUGCAUAUAUGUUUAGUGCAGACAAGGACGAAAUAAUAACAGCUAAGCAUGGAACAUUUUUACCAGAAGAUCGCGUACCAACGGUGCUGCUUUUAAAUCCUGAUGAGACGUUCAACUCUUUCGGAAUUGAUGCUGAAGACAGGUACUCAGCACUUGUACUCGCAGACAAACAUUGCAGCUACCGCCUUUUUCGUGAAUUUAAAAUGGCUCUCUUCACUAAAAAUGAAAAACUAAAAUCAGAUAUUCUGAUUCACGACACAGAAGGGCGUUCCAAGAAAGCAACUGAUGUGUUUUCUAUUGUCAUUGGACACUUAAAAAGCCUCGUUAUAAACUCAAUUAAGAGCAAGGUUGUUGAUACAUCUUUUGAAAGCAAGAUAGAAUGGAUGUUGACAAUUCCUGCUGUAUGGCCAGACUCUGCUCGCCAGUUUAUGCGUCAAGCUCCACAGGCAGGAGGGAUUGAGGAGGACAAAUUACGACUUGUCUUGGAACCAGAAGCGGCAGCUUUGUUUUGUAAAGAUCAACUGUUACACUUAUCUCAUAAUGCUGGUUUAACACUACUAAAACCAGGGACAAAAUACAUUCUAGCUGAUCUCGGAGGAGGAACUGCAGAUAUUUGUGUCCAUGAAGUGCUGAAAAAUGGUCAUAUUCGGGAACUCUAUCGUGCUGUUGGUGGACCGUUUGGGGGAACAACCGUUAAUAACGCGUUUGUUCAGUUUAUGAUUAAGCUCUUCGGUGCACCUAUAUGGAGAAAACUUCAGAAAUACAAAUGUUACGAUUACAUAAGGAUCAUGCGGGAAUUUGAAAAGAAGAAGAAAAAAUUUGACUUUAAAAAUACUGUCAAUUUCGUCGUUGAUAUUCCAUCAACUCUGAUCAACAUGGUCGAGUCCGAUGUAGAGUCCGAUUUAGAAACAUUGUUAUCUCAGACAGAUUGUUCUGCUUCAGUUCAGUUUAAAGAUGAUAAACUCAUAUGUGACAAGAAAAUCAUGGCAAGUUUUUUUGAAUCGUCAAUUAAUGAUAUCGUUUCAAUACUACGAGAAAUCUUUGCCAAUUGUCCUAGAGACGAACUCAAAACGCUGCUGGUAGUUGGAGGUUAUUCAGAAUCACAAUAUUUGAGAGAAAGUAUCACUAAAGCAAUGCGCCAUGUGGAAGUUGUUCUCGCACAAGAACCUCGUCUUGCUGUAUUAAAGGGUGCUGUGAAAAUGGGACUAGAACCAAAAAACAUUAUUGAGCGAAAAGUUAGAUACACAUAUGGCUUUUGCACUGCAGAAACAUUUAAAGAGGGAGAACAUCCAUCGUUCCUUAAAUUCGAGAGGGAAGGCAAGACACUGUGUGAUCGUAUAUUUUCUAAAGUCAUUGAAAAAAAUGCCGUCGUAACGAGUGGUCAAGAGUUCAAAGUUACUACAUUUGAAACUGUGAAAGAAUCUAGAUGGAUGAAUCUUUUAAUAAGUCUGUACCGAUCAACGAAAUUCAACCCAAAGUACUGUUUAAAAUCGGAAGAAUGUACUAUGGUCGGUAAAAUAAAAGUAAAUGCACCAAGCCACGGUUGGCCAACUCGUUACAGCAUUGAUCUGAUUAUCAUUGCUCAAGAAACUGAGUUUAAAGUGCGUGUUAUUGAUUGGACUAGCAGCAGAAAAUUUGAGACAAAUAUAGAUUUCUUGUGAUUUAUCUGUGAAUAAAAGUCUAUACUAUAAGUAAUUUGUCGCUGUACGUACGAUGCUUCAAAACGUUCGCUUAGAACUAGUUUUAUAUGCAGUGAAUAAGUAACCAGAUGUAUGUGUCAGACACCUGCCAGUCUUGGUUGAAAUUUUAUCAUUAGUGAAACUAAAAAUUUAUAGUGAAAGUUUUUCUUCUGCUUUUUUCUCCCUGUUGAUAUUGUUAGAAAAACACAUGUUAUCAAUAAUAUUCGUCCAUAUUUAUAUGCCAGCCAAAUGCCUAUUCAUGACUCAAAGGAGUCAACCUAGUAUAAACAAAUAAGUGCUGAAUUUCCUGGAAUUUUCUCUCCUUAUCCGCAAUUUUAUCUUCGUUCAUGGAGGCUGUCAUAUUAACGCAUCCAAGCAACCCUCAACCAAUCAAAUGAGCAAUAUCGAGCCAAAUAGUUCUUAGUACUUUUUGACCAAUCAAAAUGGCCCGUAGACACCGAACUUUGGCUCCUUCGAUAUUAAAAGAUUACUUCUGGGCAU
This is a messenger RNA of Mercenaria mercenaria, 2280 nucleotides long. Its product is annotated as heat shock 70 kDa protein 12A-like. NCBI's taxonomy places the organism in Eukaryota, Metazoa, Mollusca, Bivalvia, Venerida, Veneridae. Gene Ontology annotation, molecular function: ATP-dependent protein folding chaperone; ATP binding. The transcript has a single exon. The record is from RefSeq and is a predicted model, not a curated record. The coding region runs from base 40 to 1761 and encodes 573 amino acids.